Molecule: messenger RNA, 938 nt
Organism: Aspergillus caelatus
Lineage: Eukaryota; Fungi; Ascomycota; Eurotiomycetes; Eurotiales; Aspergillaceae
Exons: 2
Coding region: 227-721 (164 amino acids)
Source: RefSeq, a predicted model, not a curated record
AUAUGGAUCAACUAAGGUUAAAAAUCCAUCAGCCACCCUUGGCUGGGUUCAUCAUUCACGAACCAGGUCCCUUUCUCUGCCAGAGGCGUUGAUCGCCUGUGCCAUCCCGCGGGCGGUCAUGCUUUCGGUUCCGGAAAACCUCCGCCGACACUUCAAUAUUAAGGUAUACGUUGUAAAGAGUAUAGGAUGUUGUUUAUAGCUCACAUGCUCUGGGUUGCUUUCGCAUAUGAUAGAUUCCAAUCUUCCAGAAAUGGUUUUCCGCCGCGCGAAUCAUAUACUAGUGGUUCACCCCCUUCACCUUUCGGAGACUGUCCGUACGAAUAUGCGAGAUCAUCGUGGGUCACAGCAAGAGCACUUAAAUAGGCUUCCACGAUUUGGGUCUGUGAAGACUGAUUACAAACAAAAUCGAUCUAAUCUAACUACCAUAAUUUCGGCGAAAAGGGUGUCCAUCCUCAACCCAAAACAGUAUCAGGAGGGGACAGAACCAAGAGCGCACAAGCCACCAGAAAAGGGGCAUGCGCUUAUCUAUGCUGUUCGGGGAAGUACUAUCCCAGAACCGAACUACAACUUCCCCGAGUGUCAGGCGACUCCACUAUUUUCCGGAAGAUCCUGGAGCCUGGAGGAAUAUUAUGUUUCCUCACGUGCUCCACAGGACCCUAUUCGAGCGGAAUUACCAUUUCCAUGCUGCUGGAAGAACAAUUCCACUGGAAGAUCUUCCUAAAGUGGCUUGGAACGGUUGAUACUGAUCCUCGACCAAAUCCCGUUCCCAUGCCAUCGAUACGUGCGUCGACCCAUCCACCCUUCCACCAGCGAACGUUGGGACAAUAUCGUGUGAACUGAUCAAUUAUGCUUCCAUUACGUAACUACAGACCUUAUGUUAGGAGAAAGAACCGGGGAUAGCCUCGGGUUUGUGCAUACGCAUACCCGGUGAUUGACCU